Messenger RNA from Tinamus guttatus (white-throated tinamou), 1632 nucleotides. Lineage: Eukaryota; Metazoa; Chordata; Aves; Tinamiformes; Tinamidae. The record is from RefSeq and is a predicted model, not a curated record.
AUGCGGGCGCAGAAGGCUGCGGCUCCCCGGGGGGACGGGCACGCACAGAGGCGGCGGCGGCGGCGGGUGGCUGCCCCCCCUCAAAGAAACGAAAGAAGCAAAAUAGGAGAAAAGCAAGCGCGGCCCAAGAGAGGACUGAAGCAGGUUCAUCCCUUCUUACCACAGUGGCUUGCUCAGCCUAAACUAGUGCAAAAACGUAUCAAAGAAAAUCUAGUUCCAAUCCGAGAUGUCCCAGGAAUUCAUCCUAAACUGUUGAAGAAGCUGCAAAUGAAUGGAAUAGAGUCCUUUUUUCCAGUUCAGGCAGAGGUGAUCCCUGCUAUUCUCCAGAGUGCAUCCAAUGGGUAUUUGAUGGGGCAGGGAGGAUACCGCCCCAAAGACAUUUGUGUCUCAGCACCUACUGGCAGUGGUAAAACCCUGUCUUUUGUCAUACCUGUAGUCCAGGCUCUGCUAGAUCGAGUGGUUUGCCAAGUACGAGCUCUGGCGGUUCUGCCCACAAAAGAACUGGCACAACAGGUGAGUAAAGUAUUCAACAUUUACACUGAUGGUACAGGUCUGAAGGUCGUUUCUCUUGCUGGCCAGAAAUCUUUUGCAAAGGAGCAGGAGAUGCUUGUCCAGAAAAAAGUGACAGGCUACUGCAGCCUGGCUGAUAUUAUUGUGGCUACACCUGGGCGGCUCGCAGAUCACAUCAGCCAGACCCCAGGGUUCAGCCUGACACAGCUUCGCUUCCUGAUCAUAGACGAAGCUGACCGUAUGAUUGAUGACAUGCACCAGAACUGGCUGAACCAAGUUGUCAAAGCUGCAUUCCAAGCAGAUGACAACUCUGGCUCCAACAGACUUUUUCAUAGGACCCUACCAGGGCCUCUCACAGCAGCCAGCUCCAGUCAUCCUCAGAUACCCUUACAGAAGCUGCUGUUUUCAGCCACACUAACCCAGGACCCAGAGAAGCUGCAGCAGCUGGGCUUAUUCCAGCCACGCCUCUUCACAUCUGUCUAUUCUGAGAAAAAACUUGGAGAUGGAGCAGAGGCUGAACAGGAUGCUGAUGAGAAAUACACCCUGCCUGAGGGGCUGUCGCAAUGUUAUGUGCCUUGUGACCUGAAUUCCAAGCCUUUGAUCCUCUUGCACUUCAUGCUGAAAAUGAAAUUUAGCCGGGUGUUAUGUUUUACCAACUCCAAGGAGGCUUCCCACAGGUUGUUCCUGCUUAUUCGAGCCUUUGGUGGAGUCACUGUGGCUGAAUUUUCUUCCCGUUUGCCUCCAAAUGAGAGACAUAGAACCAUGAAGGAAUUUGAACAAGGAAAAAUACAAUUGUUAAUCAGCACAGAUGCCACUGCUCGAGGAAUCGACAUUAAGGGAGUGAAUUGUGUAAUAAACUAUGAUACUCCUCAGUUCAUCAGGACAUAUAUUCACCGGGUUGGAAGAACGGCUCGUGCAGGAAAAACAGGCUUAGCUUUCAGCAUGGUCCUUAGAAUUCAGGAGCGCAGGUUUCUGCGGAUGCUGAAGGAUGCCGGCAUCACAGACAUAAAGCAGCACUUGGUGAAGGGCAAGCUGUUAAAGCCGUUGGUGCAGCAAUAUGAAGAAGCUCUGUCUAAGCUUGAGAAAACGGUCAAGGGUGAACGAGCACAGAGACGAGCCUGA